Messenger RNA from Osmerus eperlanus (European smelt), 695 nucleotides. RefSeq names its product stathmin-like. Gene Ontology annotation, cellular component: neuron projection; cytoplasm. The transcript is spliced from 5 exons. Gene Ontology annotation, biological process: regulation of microtubule polymerization or depolymerization; microtubule depolymerization; neuron projection development. The record is from RefSeq and is a predicted model, not a curated record. Bases 132 to 593 code for a protein of 153 amino acids. NCBI's taxonomy places the organism in Eukaryota, Metazoa, Chordata, Actinopteri, Osmeriformes, Osmeridae. Gene Ontology annotation, molecular function: tubulin binding.
AGGAUGUUGUAUGACGACAUACAUUUGGUCUUUUUAUGCGCGAAUUUGCCAUGCUCUAACAGAAUUCACAGGGAACCUUGCUGAAGAGAAGUCCGUCUUUUUUCCUGAGAAGGUAUUUUAGUCCUCUAGAAAUGGCAGCCUCUGGAGACUCCAAACUAGCUUCAGACAUUCAGAUUAAGGAGCUGGACAAGCGGGCCUCUGGCCAGGCCUUCGAGGUGAUCCUGGCUCCCCCGGCACCAGACGCCAGGAUAGAGUUCCCUCUGUCCCCUCCCAAGAAGAAGGACCUAUCGCUGGAGGAGAUCCAGAGGAAGCUGGAAGCUGCAGAGGAGAGACGCAAGUCUCAUGAAGCUGAGGUUCUGAAGCACUUGGCUGAGAAACGUGAGCAUGAAAGGGUGGUGCAACAGAAAGCUCUGGAGGAGAACAAUAACUUCAGCAAGCUGGCUGAGGAGAAACUGAACCAGAAGAUGGAGGCCAACAAAGAAAAUCGCACCGCGCUCAAGGCAGCCAUGGAGGAGAAGUUCAAGGAGAAGGAUAAGAAGCUGGAGGAGGUUCGAAAGAACAAAGAAACCAAAGAGGGCGCCUCAGAAGACUGAGCUGUGCGAGGAGGGGGUUGUACAGGGGUUUUUGUAUCCAAAGAUUUAUUUUCAGUUUGAUGGCCAGUAUUUGUGUUCUGCCCACCUUAAGAAAAAGCAAAA